GUAAGAAGGAGAGGGAGAACGAAGCAAGAAAAGAAAGAGGAAGAAGAAGAAGAAAGGAAGGAGGGCUGUCGUGAGGAUCCCGUCAAGUCGAUUCAACGCUUGAGCGAAAUUUUAUAUCAUAUUUAAGUUUCUCAUUACGAACAGCUUGAAUAAUCUCUUUGGCUGAGCGAUUUGUUAUCACGUGAGAGUCGCUUUGCUUGGGAAUUGGAUUCGAGUGGUUAGAAACUGCGGAGGAUGGCCGUGUCACUCUGAUCCCUAUAGUGUUUGGGGUGCGACAAAGAUUACGUAAGUUUAACCCAUAGCCACAAACCAAAGUGACCACCAGCACCAAUCCCGGAGCCAACUUGUCUCACGCCCUGUCUCCGUGCUGCAAUCACUAUGUAUAAUCAAGAACCCGCAGAUAUAUCUUCACCUUCAUCUGUGGUUGUAACCCGGAAGCUUUGUUCAGGUUGAGGUGGUGAGCUUCCCUACGUUUUUGAGACAGUGAAUGACUAUGGAAUCCAAAUUCACCGAACUCACUAACCCUGUUAACGGUUUCGAGGCUGACAGUCUCGCUUACCCAGCCAACCCAGAUCCAUUUCCGUGUCUCUCAGAUGGGUUCAAUGUAGAUGAACUUUAUGUUGAUUUCAACUCCUCAGAGAUUAGCUCUCUCCCGCAUGAGCAGCAAUCUGCAAAUGAUAAGUCCAUUGUUCAAAUCAUCCUUGAUGGAGGACUGAACCUGCCAUCCACAGAGGUAAGAACCGAUGGAGGCUCGCUACACAAUUCCACAAGCUUCAGUGAAAUACCAAAUUUAAGGGGAGAAUCUCUCUCCCUCUUGGAUUACACCGACUCAACAGAUCCAGUUCUCAAAUACAUAACUCAGAUACUUAUGGAAGAGGACGUGGAGGAGCAGCCCUGGAUAAUACCUGACUUUUCGGCUCUACGACAGACCGAGAAAUCUUUGUACGACACACUUGGCAAGAAGUACCCCAAUUCGCCAGAGCAAACCAUAGAAGUCAAUACCAAUCAAUUUAUCGAUGGCACAAGUAGCAACUGUAAUGAAGAUAGCAGUGAGCAGGGUUGUACUGGCACUAGCCAUUCUCUUGAUCCUAAUUCACAAGAUGAUCCUGAAGGCUCUCUAUAUCAUGCUUCUCUUUAUGCCCCGAAUCCUCAUGAAUUAGUCAUGCAGUGGACCAUGGAUCCCAGUUCCCAUUUCUACAUCAAUUCUACAAGCAGCUUCCCAGACUACUGGAAUGGCUUUGGUGAUGCCUUCCCUAGUGAGCUUCUGCAUAGGAGUACAUUGAGCAAUAGUCAACCAGGCUUGCAAUUGCAGUUUAAUAAACAGUUUGAGGAGGCAAGGAAGUUCCUUCCUGUGAGCGUCCCUGUGACAAUGGAUCAGGAGAACUAUGAUUUGGCUCAUAAGAUCGGAAACACUGAAGUUAAUGGCGUUGAUGAUGAGGAGAAUUUGAGGAAUCGCUUAAAGAAUGCAUCAAGGGCGAGAAAGAAUCACCAUGGGGACGAUGCAACUUUUGACGAAGGGCGGGCCAACAAGCAAUCGGCAUUAUAUAAGGAAGAUAAGGAAGAUUGUGAGCUCUCGGAAAUGCUUGAUAAGGUAUUGCUUGGUGACAACAUGGGAGGGGAGCCGUUAUUUUUAGAGUCCACAUCUGAGAAGAAAAGCGGAAGGGAAGACCUGCCUGGUCCUACUUGUGGCCGGGGGCGUCAUAAGAAGAGAACUAAGAGCACAGUGGACUUGAGGAGUCUUUUGGUUCUCUGCGCACAAGCUGUUUCGGCUAGUGACUUCAGGACUGCUCCUGGACUACUAAAGCAAAUUAGACACGAUUCUUCCCCCUCUGGUGAUGGAUCUCAAAGAUUAGCUCAUUACUUUGCCAAUGGGCUAGAAACACGCCUUGCAGGCAGUAUUGACACAAAUCAGGCUCAACGUUUUUGCAGCUAUAGAACGAUAGCUGAUAAGCUGAAAGCAUACCACCUCCAUCUUUCGGUCUGUCCAUUUAUGAAAUUCCAAAUCAUCUUCUCGAACUUCAUGAUUCUGAAAUUUGCAGCUACAGCAAAGGUGCUUCAUAUUAUAGACUUUGGUAUUAAUUUUGGUUUUCAAUGGCCAAUACUUAUCCAGGAGCUCUCAAAGAGAACUGAAGGACCUCCUAAGCUGCGAAUCACAGGAAUAGAGCUUCCACAACCUGGAUUUCGUCCCGCUGAGAAAAUAGAGGAGACAGGUCGUCGUUUGGCCAACUAUUGUGAGCGCUUUAAUGUUCCCUUUGAGUUCCAAGCAGUAGCAUCAGGGAGCUGGGAGUGUAUCAGGAUUGAGGAUCUCAAGAUUCGAAGUGAUGAGACGGUCGUAGUGAAUUGUCUUUGUCGGCUUGAGUAUCUUUAUGAUGAGACAGUUGAGGAGAACUGCCAGCGUGACGCUGUCUUGAGGCUGAUCAGUAGUAUAGAACCAGAUGUCUUUGUUCAUGGUAUAUACAACGGGUCCUAUAACACACCCUUUUUCUUAAAUAGAUUUCGCGAGGCUCUUUUUCACAUCUCUGCAGUGUUUGAUAUGCUUGAUGCUACCGUGGCUAGGGACAAUGAACAGAGGUUGGUAUUGGAGAAAGAGUUCUACGGACUAGAGAUUAUGAUUGUUGUGGCAUGUGAAGGUUUACAUAGGAUUUAUAGGCCUGAAACAUAUAGGCAGUGGCAAGUUCGUCUUAACAGGGCCGGUUUCAAGCAGCUUCCUCUUGAUCAUGAGCUCAUGAAGAAGGCUAGGGCAAAGUUGAGCGAAUGUUACCACGAGGAUUUUGGGCUUGAUGAACAAAGCAACUGGAUGAUGCUUGGCUGGAUGGGCCGAAUGAUUUCUGCUUCCGCAUGUUGGUAUCCACAUAGGUUGGGUUAAGUGUGUUUUCUAACAUGAUGAUCCACAGUUAGUGAGAUUCUUCUUGAACUGCCAUUGCCAGGCGAGGCAUAUCUGUAAGAGUGGCUGACAUGGUGCUCCUUUUCUCGUUCGAUCUAUGUUGCAAUUUGGGUGCAUUUACAGGCUGGUUAGCUUCUUUCUAGCUCGAUCAUGCAACUCUUUCUUUGCAGAUCAUAUAAAGCAGCAAAUACACUGUUCUGAAACGCGUCGAGCAGGAGGAGGAUCUAAAUUAAACAAAGGGAACCAUUGUGUGAAAGACAUGUAUUGGCGGUUGACAGGGUUUGGUUUUCUGUGAAGUGCAGUGCCAACUUAAGAAUGUCAAUAUCUUGCGGAGGCAGGGUGAGCUCUGCUUCUCUAUAGUAAGAUGAUGGAUGCUUAGCAGAAUUGUCUUAUGUGCGAUUGCGCCUAUCUGGGACUCGCUCAUAUGAUUUUGGGGAGAUAAGAUGGCAUUUUUAGAUGGUUAUGCAAGUUUUAUUCUUCUAUUGUGUAUGUGUGUUUGUUCUUAAUUCAGUCGUUUGAGUUUCUAGGUUGAUGAAACUGGAGCUAUUUGUAGUUUCGUGUAAUUUUAGUUCUUCAUCUUUAGUUUAUCAAACUAAGUUCUUAUUAUUUUCAUAAGAUUUUUGUUAAAAUCCCGGAAUGA
Eucalyptus grandis is the source of this 3524-nucleotide messenger RNA. RefSeq names its product scarecrow-like protein 34. The record is from RefSeq and is a predicted model, not a curated record. Gene Ontology annotation, biological process: regulation of DNA-templated transcription. Gene Ontology annotation, molecular function: DNA-binding transcription factor activity; sequence-specific DNA binding. Bases 488 to 2866 code for a protein of 792 amino acids. NCBI's taxonomy places the organism in Eukaryota, Viridiplantae, Streptophyta, Magnoliopsida, Myrtales, Myrtaceae. Gene Ontology annotation, cellular component: nucleus. The transcript has 3 exons.